Oenanthe melanoleuca is the source of this 1266-nucleotide messenger RNA. Its product is annotated as mas-related G-protein coupled receptor member H-like. The record is from RefSeq and is a predicted model, not a curated record. Gene Ontology annotation, molecular function: G protein-coupled receptor activity. NCBI's taxonomy places the organism in Eukaryota, Metazoa, Chordata, Aves, Passeriformes, Muscicapidae. Gene Ontology annotation, cellular component: membrane. The transcript has a single exon. Bases 1 to 915 code for a protein of 304 amino acids. Gene Ontology annotation, biological process: G protein-coupled receptor signaling pathway.
AUGGAGGUGAGCACUGUGUCCCCAACUCCUGCCUCACCCACUGAAGGGGACGAUCUCUGUGAGGUAGAUGUCACCAAUGUGGCCAUACACAGUGUGACACUGCUCAUCUGCCUCUGUGGGCUGGCUGGGAACGGGGCUGUACUCUGGCUCCAACGCAGGAAAUCCGUCACUGGCUACAUCUUCAACCAGGCCUUCGAUGACUUUUUCUUCCUCCUCUUCAUGGUCCCCUCCACCCUACUCUUCCUGGUAGAGGCUGUGUCCUGCUCCGUUAUCAUGCCUCCUGUAUACUUGAGCUUCCUCUUCCAGCUGUCAAUGGUCUCCUACAACAUGGGGCUGUACCGGCUGAUGUUUAUCAACACCAAGAGGUGCAGGUCCAUUCGCUACCACCUCUGCUGCCACCUUCCCCAGUACAUGCUGUGGGUGGUAAUGAGAGUCCUGCAGUGGGCUUUCUUCUACUCUGUCAUCGCUCUCAACCCCACCAUCACUUCUCUAUGCCAGGCAUAUGAGCACAAACACUGCUGGGGAGCUGUCAUCUCCCUGUACACGCUCAACUUCUUCCUCUUUGUUGCACCCCUGCCCAUUUCCAGCACAAUCCUCUUCAUUAAGGCCAAGUGUGGCCUCCAGCAGCAGCACCCGGAGAGGCUCGACAUCGUUGUUUUCUUCACUGCACUCUUCACUCUCCCUGUCAGCAUCUCCAAUUUCCUGCAGCAGCUCCAUUACAUGGCUGUGUCCUCCCAGGUUGUUCUCCUCCUCAUCUGCAUCCACAGCAGCAUGAAACCCUUCAUCUACUUCUUGGCAGGGAGCUGCUGGAGGCACUGCUGGAGUCUCGUUACGGACUGCCUCCAGAGGAUCUCUAAUGAGCCAAAGGAGAGCAUUGCCUGCAGCAAUGAUGCUGCUAUGGACACAGGGGUCUGAGCCUGUUGAUCCCUUCCCCUGCUCUGCUGAAGGACCCUGGGACAGUGGCUCUGGGUUUCCUUGAGUCACCUGAGCUAGGAACUCUCCCAUUUGCUCCACUCAGAGGAUCCUUGAAGGCUGACAGCUCCUGGGCCAACUCUCCCACUCCUCGAGGCUCAACUCUUCACCUGGUGAGGAGCUGCAAACGCAUCCAGGGUGAGCCUUUCACUGUCUUUGAGGGCGAUUUUUCACAGGGACCUUGCAGUGACUGUCUGAGUCCACACACGUGUCAUAUUCCCUGUUUCAUUGACUGGAUUUUCUUUGUAAAGAUUUUUUCCCUUGGUGUGCCUGUGCAGUCAGGGCUGGAGUGAA